UGCGCGCUGCUGCCCGCACAAAGACCCGGAUUUAAAGAGACAGACGCUACAACCGUCGCGGGCAGGCAGCGGCCGGUCGGCUCCUGAUCCCGAGGCCUGCGGCGAGUGCCGGAGCCGGAGAGGCAGCUGUAUGACUUUGGCUUCCAAGAUCUUCCCAUCAGCUCUCCGCGCACUCAGCCAAAAAGAACUGUUCCUGUUCCGAAAACAACAUUGCUGGCGUGACAUCAGACAAUUCAGCCAGUGGUCAGAAACAGAUCUACUUCAUGGGCACAGCAUCCUCCAGAGAAGAAAGCGUGUUCUAUCCUUCCAAGGAAGCAAGCUAAGACCACAUGCCACUUGCCUGAUUUACUUGCCAAGGUUGCAUGUGGGACUGUGCAGUGGCCCCUGUGAGAUGGCUGAGCAACGGUUCUGUGUGGACUAUGCCAAGCGUGGCACAGCUGGGUGCAAAAAAUGCAAAGAAAAGAUAGUGAAGGGUGUAUGCCGAAUUGGCAAAGUGGUCCCCAAUCCCUUCUCAGAGUCUGGGGGUGAUAUGAAAGAAUGGUACCACAUUAAGUGCAUGUUUGAGAAGCUGGAGCGGGCUCGGGCUACCACAAAAAAAAUCGAGGACCUCACAGAGCUGGAAGGCUGGGAAGAACUGGAAGAUAAUGAGAAAGAACAGAUAAGUCAGCAUAUUGCAGAUCUAUUUUCUAAGGCAGCAGGCACACCAAAGAAGAAAGCUGUUGUCCAGGCUAAGUUGACGACCACUGGCCAGGUGACAUCUCCAGCAAAAGGUGCUUCACUUGUCACCAAUACCAAUCCCCGGAAAUUUUCUGGCUUUUCAGCUAAACCCAACAACUCUGGGGAAGCCCACGUAAGUCCUACCCCUAAGACAAGUCUGUCCUCAACUAAAUGUGACCCCAAGCAUAAGGAUUGUUUGCUACGAGAGUUUCGGAAGCUUUGUGCCAUGGUAGCUGAAAAUCCAAGCUACAACACAAAGACCCAGAUCAUUCAAGACUUCCUACAGAAAGGCUCAGCAGGAGAUGGUUUCCAUGGUGACAUGUACCUCACAGUGAAACUGCUGCUGCCAGGUGUUAUUAAGAGUGUUUACAACUUGAAUGAUAAGCAGAUUGUGAAGCUUUUCAGCCGCAUUUUUAACUGCAACUCAGAUGAUAUGGCACGAGACCUAGAGCAGGGUGAUGUGUCAGAGACAGUCCGAGUCUUCUUUGAGCAAAGCAAAUCUUUUCCCCCUGCUGCCAAGAGCCUCCUUACCAUUCAGGAGGUGGAUGAAUUCCUUUUGCGUCUUUCCAAGCUCACCAAGGAAGAUGAGCAGCAACAGGCUCUGCAGGACAUCGCUUCCAGAUGUACAGCCAAUGACCUUAAGUGCAUCAUCAGGUUGAUCAAACAUGAUCUGAAGAUGAACUCAGGUGCAAAACAUGUGUUAGAUGCUCUUGACCCAAAUGCCUAUGAAGCUUUCAAAGCCUCACGCAACUUGCAGGAUGUGGUGGAACGGGUCCUCCGUAAUGAGCAGGAGAAGGAACCAGGCCAGAAACGAAUUCUGAGCAUCCAGGCCUCACUGAUGACCCCUGUGCAGCCCAUGCUGGCUGAGGCCUGCAAAUCCAUUGAAUAUGCUAUGAAGAAAUGUCCCAAUGGCAUGUUCUCUGAGAUCAAGUACGAUGGGGAACGAGUCCAGGUACAUAAGAACAGAGACCACUUCAGUUACUUCAGCCGAAGCCUCAAGCCUGUCCUGCCUCACAAGGUGGCUCACUUUAAGGAUUACAUUCCUGAGGCUUUUCCUGGAGGCCAAAGCAUGAUCUUGGACUCAGAGGUGCUCUUGAUUGACAACAAGACAGGCAAACCACUGCCAUUUGGGACUCUGGGAGUGCAUAAGAAAGCUGCCUUCCAGGAUGCUAAUGUCUGCCUAUUUGUUUUUGAUUGUAUUUACUUCAAUGAUGUCAGCUUAAUGGAUAGGCCUCUGUGUGAGCGGCGAAAGUUUCUUCAUGACAACAUGGUUGAAAUUCCCAAUCGGAUCAUGUUCUCAGAAAUGAAAGAAGUUAAGAAAGCUUCAGAUUUGGCUGACAUGAUAAACCGGGUGAUCCGGGAGGGGUUGGAAGGGCUGGUGCUGAAGGACAAGAAGGGUACAUAUGAGCCUGGAAAGCGACACUGGCUGAAAGUGAAGAAAGACUAUUUGAACGAGGGGGCCAUGGCUGACACAGCUGACUUGGUGGUCCUUGGAGCCUUCUAUGGGCAAGGGAGCAAAGGUGGCAUGAUGUCCAUCUUCCUUAUGGGCUGCUAUGACCCAGGCAGCCAGAAGUGGUGCACAGUAACCAAGUGUUCUGGAGGCCAUGAUGAUGCGACGCUUGCCCGCCUGCAGAAGGAACUGGAGAUGGUGAAGAUCAGCAAGGAUCCCAACAAGAUACCCACCUGGCUGAGAAUCAACAAAAUCUACUAUCCUGACUUCAUUGUUCCAGACCCAAAGAAAGCUGCUGUGUGGGAGAUCACAGGGGCUGAAUUCUCCAGAUCUGAGGCUCACACAGCUGAUGGGAUCUCCAUCCGAUUUCCUCGCUGUACCCGAAUCCGUGAUGACAAGGACUGGAAAUCUGCCACUAACCUCCCUCAACUCAAGGAACUGUACCAGCUCUCCAAGGAGAGGGUAGAUUUCACUGUACUGUCUGGAGAGCAGGAGAGCUCCACGACAGGGGGCAGCAACGGAGAGAAUGAAGGCACCUCAGGGCCUGCUGUGUCUCACAAAGCCCCCGGAUCCUCUCCUAAUAUGAAGAGAACAGGAGGGAAGCUGAGUAGCCCUAAUAGCAAAGUUGGCAACAAGCUGACUACACAGCAGCAGGUUGUAAAGUCUUCUGUGAAAGUGGGAGAGAAGCGGAAGGCGCCUGAUGAGACCCCGUGCCAAACAAAAAAGGUGCUGCUGGACAUCUUCACUGGGGUGCGGCUCUAUCUGCCGCCCUCCACACCAGACUUCAGUCGUCUCAGACGCUACUUUGUGGCAUUCGAUGGGGACCUGGUGCAGGAAUUUGAUGUGGCCUCAGCCACCCAUGUGCUGGGAAGCAGGGAUAAGAGCCCUGGUGCUCAGCAGGUCUCGCCAGAAUGGAUUUGGGCAUGUAUCCGGAAACGGAGACUGGUAGCCCCAUGCUAGGAUCGCUGCCUUCCCUCUCCCUUGGGCAGUCCUCUUCCCACCACACUUGUGGGUGCUGGGCUGGGUUCCAGCUGAGGCAGGCAGGCAGGCGAGUGACAGAACAGGGUAGGGAUGGGCUUUCUCCUGCAGGCAGUACAUCUCCCAAAACUAACCAACCAUGCAUGGGCUCUGCAGACUAGGAGUUCGUUGCUGUGGGUACCACCAGUCAGUCAGUUUCUCUUUCUGGUUUACAAAGAACUUUGAGGUCUGGGUGCUGGAUUUGUCUUUUGUUUUCUUUAAAAAGAAGCUUUUUAUAAGAUAUAGUAACAUCUUUCCCCCCAGCUUUAUCUCCUAUGAUUUGAGUAAAGACUUAAGUAAAAACUGGACAAUUGAAGCUCUGUCCUAAAGCAAUCCUGGUGGAAUCCUUCCUUGUCUUCCAGACCUAUUUUAAAAUUGUAUUUAAAAAGAUGGCCUCCAGAACUACGUUGGGCAAAUCUUGUCUGGCUUUUUUUUUUUUUUUAAUCUGGGAAUGAAGCCUUAUUUGAAAGAAAACAAAAUGAAUUUUUAUGAUAUAUUUCUCUAUGCUCUCCUCAAACAGGGUAUAAGUGGUUUGACGGGAAGGGUCCUGAAUCAGGUUAGAAAACAGGGCCUUUGUGAAGAAAAGUGAGGUAGUCUGUGCUAUGAGGAUUCUGGGUAGGAUCUACCCACCCCCCAAUCAACCCCUGCCAAGUCCAGAAACAAAGACUGCUUUUUAAAGAUAAAAAUAUACCUGAGGACAAAUCUAUACCAAGGCUGAUUUAAUAAAAAGAAAACAAUACAGCAUA
This is a messenger RNA of Erinaceus europaeus (western European hedgehog), 3930 nucleotides long. It is a transcript of the gene LIG3, whose product is annotated as DNA ligase 3. Gene Ontology annotation, molecular function: ATP binding; DNA ligase (ATP) activity; DNA binding. Lineage: Eukaryota; Metazoa; Chordata; Mammalia; Eulipotyphla; Erinaceidae. The coding region runs from base 131 to 3127 and encodes 998 amino acids. The transcript is spliced from 20 exons. The record is from RefSeq and is a predicted model, not a curated record. Gene Ontology annotation, biological process: mitochondrial DNA repair; double-strand break repair via alternative nonhomologous end joining; DNA recombination. Gene Ontology annotation, cellular component: DNA ligase III-XRCC1 complex.